GCUGUGUCGGGUUGCAGUCAUGGCGGAGACCGGAGGAGGAACACAUACCGGAGCGUACUUUCACAAAGAAAGAAUCAAGUACAGCCCCGAGGAGGAGGCCAGGCUGGAGAAGCAGCACUUCUGGAGAAUAGUAGACGCUUUUAGAUUUUACAGGGCUCAUGUCCAGGAACAGGUCAAACGUGCUGAGCGUCAGUUUCGUAGUCUACCUCAGCGGCACCAGAAUCUGCUGCCGAGCGUCAUGUCCAACCUGACCCGGAUCAGCCAGUGUGCGGACUGCAACCAGGAAGUGCUGCACGACAUCGUCCACAACAGUCUCCACAUGUUUGAGAACAUUGGAUGUGGCGAGCGGGAGGAUCCGAGGAAGGUGCGUCCGUCGUUCACGUCUACGUUUGACAUGGACAAGCUCAAGUCCACCAUAAAGCAGUUUGUCAGAGACUGGAGUGAGGCGGGUCAGGCUGAGAGGGAGUCCUGCUACCUGCCCAUCAUCCAACAGAUCCAAAGACUCUUCCCAAGUGACCAAUAUGAUGUGUCUAAGGUGAGCGUUCUGGUACCGGGUGCCGGGCUUGGCCGCCUCGCGUGGGAGAUCGCCCGACUGGGUUAUAUUUGCCAGGGCAACGAAUGGAGUCUCUUCAUGCUCUUCUCUUCAAACUUUGUCCUCAAUAGGUGUGAGAAGGUGAACGCUCUGACCCUGUACCCUUGGAUCCACCAGUUCAGCAACAACAAGAAAUCCUCCGACCAAACGCGACCGAUCAGAUUCCCCGACGUCAACCCUCAGAGCUUACCUCUCACUUCAGACUUCUCCAUGGUAGCAGGGGAUUUUGUGGAGGUCUACAGUGACACAGAUUCCUGGGACUGUGUGGCGACCUGCUUCUUCAUCGACACAGCUCAUAAUGUCAUCGAGUAUGUGGAGACCAUCUGGAAGAUUCUGAAGCCUGGCGGAGUGUGGAUCAACCUGGGUCCUCUGCUCUAUCACUACGAGAACAUGGCCAACGAGCUCUCGGUCGAACUUAGCUUCGAAGACAUACGGACAGCGAUGGUGAAGUUUGGCUUCUGCCUGGAGGUGGAGAAAGAGUCCAUGCAGACCACGUACACGGAGAACGACCGCUCCAUGUUGAAGUACGUGUACGACUGCGUCUUCUUUGUGGCGCGAAAGCCCGCAGAUCUGUACUUUAACUGUCGAGACGAGAACCGACGUCAGAAUUCUCCGCUGGCUGUGAAGUCACCGCGGCGAGAGAGCGGCGACAGUCUGACGUGACAAGAAACCUUCUCUGACCUUUGACUUUAGUAAUAUGUAUAUAUGUAUAUAUAUACAUACGUAUGUAUAUAUAUACAUAUACAUACGUAUGUAUAUAUAUAUGAUUUAUCUUUAUAUUUUUAUUAUUAGUUUGUUAUCAAACAAACUUUGUUUUUUCCAUCGCUGACUUUGAAAUGAGGCUGUGUGUGUGAAUGAGAGAGCGAGCGCGUGUGUGUGAGUGAGAGAGUGAGCG
Messenger RNA from Solea senegalensis (Senegalese sole), 1487 nucleotides. RefSeq names its product carnosine N-methyltransferase-like. The transcript is spliced from 8 exons. The record is from RefSeq and is a predicted model, not a curated record. Lineage: Eukaryota; Metazoa; Chordata; Actinopteri; Pleuronectiformes; Soleidae. The coding region runs from base 20 to 1255 and encodes 411 amino acids. Gene Ontology annotation, molecular function: S-adenosylmethionine-dependent methyltransferase activity.